Messenger RNA from Rhizophagus irregularis DAOM 181602=DAOM 197198, 243 nucleotides. The record is from RefSeq and is a predicted model, not a curated record. Lineage: Eukaryota; Fungi; Glomeromycota; Glomeromycetes; Glomerales; Glomeraceae.
AUGGGUAUUGGAAGUCCUUAUGAUAUUCGUAAUCAGGUUAUGGAUGAUUUAAUCAAGGCGUAUAGCUCAACAUUUGCUUCUGGUAUUAAGAGGUUUACCAUGAGACCGCUUGAAUUACAAACCGAAAAUCAAGGUCCAUUCAUAGUAAAUGAGGAACAAAGAAGAACUAGGUUAAUUUCACUUGAUCCAGGUGUUAGGACUUUUAUGACUUGUUACUCACCAGAUGGUUAUACUGCAUCAUGA